Molecule: messenger RNA, 2314 nt
Organism: Myripristis murdjan (pinecone soldierfish)
Lineage: Eukaryota; Metazoa; Chordata; Actinopteri; Holocentriformes; Holocentridae
Product: zinc finger protein 771-like
Exons: 2
Coding region: 130-1158 (342 amino acids)
Biological process (GO): regulation of transcription by RNA polymerase II
Cellular component (GO): nucleus
Molecular function (GO): DNA-binding transcription factor activity; RNA polymerase II cis-regulatory region sequence-specific DNA binding
Source: RefSeq, a predicted model, not a curated record
CCUGCUGGCGGUGUGACGUCACGCCUCCCCGGGCAGGAGGAGCGGCGGAAGAGGAAGAGAGGAGAGAAGAAGAGAGACGGUGGAGGUUUGUGCAGAGUUCCUGUCGCCGCUCGCUCUUCUCUGGUCAAAAUGUCCACCAUCCAGGUCCUGAGAGCUUUCGUCAGCCAGCGGCUGAGCGCGGCGGUGGAGGACAUUUUCGGUUUGCUGGAGACAACAAUAACAGAGUACGAAGAAGAGAUUGAGCGCCAACGCAGACUGCUGGAAGAUGUUGUUCAGCCGGAGAUCCGGAUCCACAAAGCGGAUUUACCUCCAGACGUCCGGCAGCUGAUCGUCAGCAAAGAAGAGGUGAACCAGGAAGCCGUGCACAUCAAAGAGGAAGAGGAGGAGGUCUGGACCAAUCAGGAGGCAGAGCAGCUUCAAGAUCUCACCAAGUUCCCGUUCACUGCUGUCCCUGUGAAGAGCGAGGAUGAUGAGGAGGAAGCUCCGCCCUCACAGCUUCAUCAGAGCCAAACCGAGGAGAGCAGAGAGGCGGAGCCUGUUCCGAGCACCUCAGUCAAACACAUCAAAACAGAAGAAGGUGAAGGUCAUCGCCAGCUGCUGUCUCUGUACUGCUCAGAAACCGAGACAGAGGACAGUAACGACGACUGGAAGGAGGCCGCCGAGCCUCAGGCGGCUCUGGACUCUUUGAAAAAAGACAUCGUCACUAAUCACGUGAGAUCUCGUGGCGGCGAGAGGCCGUUCAGCUGCACGGUUUGUGACAAAAGAUUCGGCUGCAAAGGAAACCUGCACGCGCACAUGAGGAGCCACACGGGGGAGAAACCCUUCAGCUGCUCCGUCUGCAACAAGUGCUUCAGCGCCAAAGUCAACCUGAAGACGCACAUGAGGAGCCACACCGGGGAGAAACCCUUCAGCUGCUCCGUCUGCGGGAAGAGCUUCAGCCAGAAGAAGACCCUGGUGACGCACGUGAGGAGCCACACCGGGGAGAGACCCUUCAGCUGCUCCUUCUGCAGCAAGAGCUUCAGUGAGAAGGGAACGCUGAAGAGACACAUCCGAGUCCACACGGGGGAGAAACCCUACAGCUGCAGCGUGUGCGGGAGGAACUUCAGCAUGCGCUCGCACGUCAAGAGCCACAAGUGCUCAGGUCAGAGCGGCAGGUGAAGGCGGCGCUCAGGUUUCGCCUCUCACCUGGAACUGAUGUCAUACUUGAGACUGAAAGAGACUGUGUACAUAACGCUCCACACGUCAGCUGGAUGCUGGCACUUUGUUUGACUGUAGUUUAGUUUGACUCAUCACGUCAGUAUCUAAAUAUAUUAUCUGUGAUAUCCAUAACAUCUUUUGGUGCAGUUUGAAAUGCUGAUCUCAGUGUUUUGUUGGACCACCGCUCAUUAGUUUAGAGCGGUGGUGUUCAACCUGGCAUUUGGGGACCCCCAGGGGUCCUCGAGGGUCUUGCAGGGGUCCUCAGUGAAAUGGGAGACGGACAGAAACUGGUGAAGAGAGUGUGAGCAGCAGAGCCGAGCCUCACCUACAGCACUUUGAAAUGCACCUGUUUGGGUCAGUCAGCAAAAACCCUGUAAAGAACAACAAAGCAAAUCUUAAUAAUGUGCAAAAAUUUGUUUGAAAAAUGUAAGGAAACAAUAUUCAUAACAAAAUGAUGCACUUAAAGAGCAGAUGAGUGAUGCUGGAUGCUCUUUCUGCUGGUUUCUGUCCGGAGCCCCAACAAGCAGCUCAGAGCUUCACUCCCUUUGGCUUUUUUCAAAUAUAUUUAUACAUUUGUGUGUGUUUUAUUCUAACUGUGGUUGUUUUUGCAGCUUCAUGGCCAAACUUGAGGACGGCAGCUCUUCAGACCGACCAAUCACCUGCACCCGCUGAGCGGCGGGGACAGGUGAUUGGCCGCAUUUUUUAAAUCAUCUUUAUCAUGAGUUUGACAUGAUGGUCGAUAUGAGAAGCAGUCAGGCUCCGCCUCUGCGGCUGAAAGCGAGUGGGUGGGGUCUAAUUUCUGAUGACAUGGUUCCAGUUUUCAGAGGAUUUGUCUUUAAUUUGACAAAAUUUUUCUUUCCGUUUCAGUGGAUUUGUGAUAUUGAUUAUUAGUCAUCAAAGACACUGAAAACUGAUAUUUCAUUUGUAGUAAAUUUGAGGAUCAGCAUCAAAAUGUACACAAACCAUGCUGAGUGGAAAAAUGUUUAUUUAACGUCAUGUAUUAGUAAAAAAUGCUAAUAUACUACUACUCAUGACAACAACAACAAUAAUAAUAAUAAUGGGGGGAAAAGCAGGAAAAUUACCAGAAAUUUUGAAAUUAAAAAAAAAAAAAAAAAAA